Molecule: messenger RNA, 1944 nt
Organism: Colletotrichum phormii
Lineage: Eukaryota; Fungi; Ascomycota; Sordariomycetes; Glomerellales; Glomerellaceae
Exons: 2
Coding region: 1-1944 (647 amino acids)
Biological process (GO): protein polyubiquitination; positive regulation of proteasomal ubiquitin-dependent protein catabolic process; ubiquitin-dependent protein catabolic process
Cellular component (GO): ubiquitin ligase complex; cytoplasm
Molecular function (GO): zinc ion binding; ubiquitin conjugating enzyme binding; ubiquitin protein ligase activity
Source: RefSeq, a predicted model, not a curated record
AUGGAAACCGCGACGAAUGUGCCGGCCCGCCUGGAAGACUACGUGGGCUUCUACGGCGACCCGUUCGUGACCCUACGAGACUUUGACGACGACGACGACGACGAUGUGACAACCAGCCUGGCUCUCAUCGGGAAAGGAAAGUCAGCUCAUAGUCUCUCUGGUGAAAGUGACAUCACAGAGACGAAUCCAGUCCAAGGGGACGAUGAGGAGGCCGAGUGGACUAAAUACAACCCGCCAGCAUCCCUCAAAACGGCCCCAAACCUCACUAACACAGUAGCCCUCGAGAUCCUCCAGGUGUCCAUCCAGAACCUGGAGGCGAGAGCCGCCGAGGAGAAUCAUCGGCGGCAGCUAGAAGAAGACGAGAGACAGCGAGAAGCCGAAGCAGCAAACGCAAACGAUGAUGGAGACGGCACGGUAAAGGAGCCAUAUCUGCCCAUCAUCAUCACCCCCGACGGAGGACCCGAACCGUCCGAAUGCGUCUCAUGCCUCGACGACUUCAGCCCCAAGAAAGCGAUCAAACUCACAUGCCACAGCUACUGCCGCGACUGCUUCGAGCGCCUCAUCUCCACCGCCGUCCAAAACGAACACCACUGGCCUCCCAAAUGCUGCCUCACCCCGAUCCCAACCCGCACCGUCCACCGCCACAUCUCCACCGAGCUCUCCAAAACCUGCAAAGACCGCGCCGUCGAGUGGGCGAUCCCCAUCACCGACCGCAUCUACUGCGCCGACCCGUCCUGCGGCGUCUGGGUGCGACCAGAACACGUCGACGGCGCCUCGCGCCGAGCCCUGUGCCGCGGCCCCAACGGCAGCCACCUCACCUGCAGCAUCUGCCGCGGGCCACACCACGCCGACGACGCGGACUGUCCGCUGGACGCGGACCUCGCGCUGACGAACGCGCUGGCCGAGGAGGAAGGGUGGCAGCACUGCGGCCGGUGCCAGGCGCUCGUCGAGCACCGCGAGGCGUGCCAGCACAUGACGUGCCGGUGCGGCUACCAGUUCUGCUACGUCUGCGGCUUACAGUGGCGGACGUGCGCGUGUACCAUGCAGCAGCUGCAGACCAUCAAGACGGGAGCCGCGGCGCGGCGGGCGGAGAGGGUGCGGCUCGAGGCCGAGGCGGAGGAAGAGCUCCGCGACGCGCUGCGGCAGAUUGAGGAGUUUGAGCGCGAGGAGGCGCUCAAGGCUGAGCUGCUGCGUCUCGAGAUGGAGAGGCUUGAGGAGGAAGCGCGGAGGGCGGAGGAGGAGGAGCGGGUUCGGCUCGAGAGUUUGAGGCGGUACGAGGUCGAGGUGCGGUACCAGGAACUUCGGGAGCUGCUGGACCAGAUCCACGAUCUGCAGGAGUUCUUGGUGCGGUACCAGCACGACAAGGAGAAGGAGCUCGCGGCCAACGAGGCGCAGACGUCGACGGCGGAGCUGGAGUCGAAGCAGGAGGCCGAGCAGCGAGUCCUCGUCGAGAUGGCGGCGGAGAAGCUGGCGACGAAAGUCAAGAGUCUGACGACGGAGUACGGCGCACGCGUGCUGGCGGAGCAGAGGACGGAGGAGACGUACCUGCGGCAGCUGGAGAGUUUCUUCGCGGACCGCCCUUCGAGCGAGGCGCGGAUCGAGGCGCUGAUGCGGGAUUUCCGCAGGGAAUUGGAUAGGGGUUGGCGGGCGUGGGAGCGGUGGCGGGACGAGGAGGUGGCGCGGUAUAAGAUCAAGGUGGAAGAGGAGCGGACGAUUCGGGAGGAGAUUAUGUAUAGCGUCCGCAAGCGGCACGAGGAGAGGCUCGAGAGGGCGCUGGCGGAGCUUGAGAGGAGGCAGGCUGCUGAGAUUAAGUGGGUUACGUUGGCUGUUGCCGAGAGGACGCGGAUGCUGGGUGAGAGGGAGAGCGCGGAGUUGGAGGGAGAGGGUGUGGAGAGGAAUGAGGCUUUGGUCGGGGAGAGGGAUGGGGAGGCUGGGGAUAGUUGA